UGGGAAAUUAGUUUUCUGGGUAACAGAUUAUAAAUUUUUGUGUUAAAAUAAUUAAUAUUAUUUUUUAUUUGAGAUGGUGUUUAAAAUAAAAAAAUUAGGCUAUUUACUAAAACCCGGCGAAAAAUUUGUAGAUGAGGAGGAAUGUGUUGAGGACGAUGAAAUAAACUCCUACACCAAAAAGGAAAUUUAUCUCACCAAACUGAGAAAAUUUUUAGAGAUAGAGGAGAAGAUACGGGAGAUGGAGUUAAAGCCUAGGGGCGAUUUAAAGGUUAAUUGGAUAGAAACGUUGACUGUUAUUGGCAAUUCGACACCUCAAGCCAAAGAAAAUCUCACACUCCUAAACACACAAUUCAGUGAACUGGCCAUGGAAUUUGUCAAAAUCGGACUCAACAAAUUCAAAAGAAUGGGAAUUGCGUUUAAUAGGCCGACGGAUUUCUAUGCGGAGAUGAUGAAGAGUGACGAGCAAAUGGGCAGGAUAAUGAGGCAAAUUGAGCACAGAGCACAGGAAAAUAAACUCAAACUUCAAACUAAAAACCGUAAAAUGAUUAAAAAGAUGAAAAAAGCUGGAAAAGAUAAAAGAUCAAAGCAGCUGCAGGAGAAGAAUAAAUUUAUCAACCAAGUCAACUACCUGCGAAAACACAAGAAAAACCUCCAAGAUGAUCUCAAACAUCUUAUCAAAUAAUUUAUCAAAUAACAACUUAUCAAACAAUAACUUAUCAAAUGAUAACUUAUCAAACAAUAGAGAAUUCUAUUUGCAACCUGAUAAAAAUGUUUAUUUCCAAA
This is a messenger RNA of Theileria parva strain Muguga, 783 nucleotides long. RefSeq names its product Eukaryotic rRNA processing protein EBP2 family protein. NCBI's taxonomy places the organism in Eukaryota, Apicomplexa, Aconoidasida, Piroplasmida, Theileriidae. The transcript has 5 exons. Gene Ontology annotation, cellular component: nuclear periphery; nucleolus; preribosome, large subunit precursor. The record is from RefSeq and is a predicted model, not a curated record. Bases 74 to 682 code for a protein of 202 amino acids. Gene Ontology annotation, biological process: ribosomal large subunit biogenesis; rRNA processing.